Molecule: messenger RNA, 474 nt
Organism: Parnassius apollo (apollo)
Lineage: Eukaryota; Metazoa; Arthropoda; Insecta; Lepidoptera; Papilionidae
Source: the annotation of a GenBank genome assembly
AUGUAUGUACUUAAAAGAUUUGCACAAGUCAAGAAAAAGCUCUUUGAAGAUGAUGAAAUUUCUGAAAAUGACAACAUUGAAGACACUUCAAACAAAAAUAUUGUGAAGAUAAACAAGAAACUUUUGAGCGUCAAAGAGAGACCAAGAAAAUACCCGUCUCUAAGCGAAAAUGAUUGUUUAUUAAUUCCUUUAAACAUGCCCAGAUCAUGGAUCCAGUGCAAAAAAAAGUAUAAAAAAGCCUUGAAGGUGUCCGAAAUCGUAGACUAUCUUCAAGAUAUUGAAGAUUAUAGUGAUGAGGAGUUGAAUGACAUUGAAGUUGCCAUAUUGCCGCCGGAUGAGGUAGAUGAAAUGACUGACAUAGAAGAAGGUCAUGACUACGAUAUGGGAGUUUUUCCAGUGUCUGAUGUAGCUGGUCAAGUGGAAUUUUCGUGCACGAUCGAUAAUGUCGCGGAAAAUCUACUAGUGCUAAGUUAA